This is a messenger RNA of Psilocybe cubensis, 2112 nucleotides long. RefSeq lists its product as uncharacterized. Gene Ontology annotation, cellular component: cytoplasm. Gene Ontology annotation, molecular function: protein serine/threonine kinase activity; ATP binding. Gene Ontology annotation, biological process: protein phosphorylation; intracellular signal transduction. Lineage: Eukaryota; Fungi; Basidiomycota; Agaricomycetes; Agaricales; Agrocybaceae. The transcript has 7 exons. The record is from RefSeq and is a predicted model, not a curated record. The coding region runs from base 1 to 2112 and encodes 703 amino acids.
AUGGCAGAAGGCCACACCAAAUUAUCCCCAGAGAAGCUUGGAGAGUAUACAAUACUAAAGGAUGUUGCGGAAGGUACCUUUGGAAAGGUCAAAAUGGCCGUACACACGAUUACGGGACACAAAGUCGCCAUGAAGUACAUUUCGAAGGCUGUGAUACAGAGGGAGAAAACGAAGACCCGUGUGCGUCGAGAAUUUGAAUACAUGCGCACUCUGCGACAUCCACAUAUCAUCAAACUAUACGAGGUGAUCUCGACGCCGACGGACAUCAUCUUUGUGCUUGAGUUUGCUGGAGGAGAGUUAUUCAACUACAUUGUGAACAAUGGGCGGAUGGACGAGGCGCGGGCACGCCGUUUCUUCCAGCAGAUCAUCUCCGGCAUCGAGUACUCACACCGUCUCAAAAUCGUCCAUCGCGAUCUCAAACCAGAGAACUUGCUGCUGGACGAUGACCUCAAUGUCAAAAUUGCCGACUUUGGCCUCAGUAACGAGAUCAGCGAUGGCGAUUUCCUCACCACGAGCUGCGGGAGCCCUAAUUACGCUGCACCCGAGGUUAUCAGGGGUGGAGUAUACGCGGGGCCCGAAAUCGAUGUAUGGAGUACUGGUGUUAUCUUGUAUGUCAUGCUCACAGGCCGCCUGCCGUUCGAAGACGAAGACGUCCAACUGCUUUUCCAAAAAAUUAGCCAGGGAAAUUUCCACAACCCAAGUUAUCUCUCGCCCGAUGCCAGGUCCCUCAUUUCCUCCAUGCUUGUUGUCGACCCCGUAAAGCGCAUUACGAUUCCGGAGAUCACACAGCAUCCAUUUUUCACGACCGACCUGCCGCGAUAUCUUACGCCUCUGCCUCCACCACCCGGACCUGUGCUUGGCACCCUCAGCUCGCUCGUGACGCCCCCUAAACAGCUCGACUUUGAGAUUAUCGAAGGACUCGGCAAAAUUGAGGAAGAUGUGGUUGAAGAGCUCGCGAAUAGCAUGAUUGACGUCGAUAAGGAUGAUAUCUGGGAGUGUCUGAAAAGGGAUGAUGGAGUGCAGGGCAAUGCUGUCAAGGUUGCGUAUAUGCUAUUAAGGGAUAAGAGAAGACUGGGGAAAGACCUCGCUGAAUUCGCGGAAGCUGAGAGGGACGCCCAACUUGCGGCCAUGGAUCCGCGAAAUGCGAUAUCGCCCACAAUUCUCUCACCAGUUGGCGCAGUCGCAUUGGAAGAAAACCCCUUUGAAGCCGAGUUUAAUGCAGAAUAUGAAUCCGACGAUCCCGAAUCCGACGAGCUCGAUUUCAUCUCCCCUCCGCUCGCUGCUCUUGACCCGAAUAGUUUCUCCCCGUCCAUGAUAGGAUCUACACCCAAUGGCCUUCCUCAAUUCGCCGUCCUCAAUUCCUCUUUGCCUGACCAAUUGCCAGAGCAGCACCAUCUCACAUCAUAUGUAUCGGCAAAGAGAUCAGGGGGAGAAAGAAGAGAAAGAGAAAAGAAGCAACACAAAACAAAGUGGCACUUUGGGAUCAGGAGCAGAAGUCCACCCAUGGAAGUCAUGUUGGAGAUAUACAGAACAUUGAAGACAUUGGGAAUGGAAUGGAAGGACAAAAAGAAUCUGGGAGGACUGGGAGGAUCGAGGGCUCGGGAGGCUAGGGCGGCUAUGGCUGCAGCUAGCGGUCAGGCUACAGGAUUUCCUGGAGGGAAAAUGAUUGAACGGAAUAGGGAUCUUGAUGGGCCAGGCAGCGUUGACCUCAAAGCGGCAUCGAGCAUCUAUUUCGUUGAGACCCGCGCGAGGGUACAGGACGUCGUCGUGCUCAUGAACCUACAGCUUUACAUGGUGGACAGCAUCAACUAUCUCGUGGACUUCCAUCAUAAGAAGAGCUAUCGAGCAAGUACCGAUCCCGAGGCGGGAAAGUUCGAUAUGGCUGUCUUUGAUCCCAUCUUCACACAACAGGAAAGGGAGAAAGACUUGAUUGCUGCGGGUGCUAUCGUGCCGGGUGGUGCUGGUAGUGAUUCCGGGAGAAGCUUGAAAGAGAAAGAAGGCUUGUACCUCAGGGAAGACGAGGUCGUCUCGCCGUUUGUGUUCAUGGAUGUAGCCUGUCGGCUGAUCCUUGAACUGGCUGGUGGAGGCGACUUCCAACGCGUCUCGGAUUAA